AAAUCACAGCAAUAGUCCAUGACUAAGAGUGAGACCAAACUCUUCCUCCAGACAUUUCAUGUCCUCUCCAAAAGAGGGCCUCUCUCUAUCUCCCAUGCCUCCAAUGCUCUCUCUACUUAUCACCAACACUUCCAUGAAUUGCAAGAGAUACCCAACAACACCAAUCAAGAAAACUCAAACACCACCAAACACCUAAUGGAUUUCUCUCUCAAAGUCUUCGAGAAACCCCGACAGCAUCGCGAAAACUCGCGAUUCCGUGAUGUGCUCAAUUCGAACAAAUCGAUCACUGCCCACAUUCGCGAAGGUGACUUAGAUUUGGCACGGCAGGUGUUUGAUAAUAUGUCAUUUAAAACCACUGUGACUUAUAAUGCAAUGCUAGGAGGCUAUGCCAGACUAGGCCAUAUCAAAGAUGCCCUUGAAUUCUUCGAAGGAAUUCCAGAAAAGGACAUGGUCACAUACAACACCAUGAUCACUUGUCACCUCCGAAACCGAGACAUUGAUAGGGCAUUGCACCUUUUCACUGAAAUGCCUCUCAAGGACACAGUCUCAUGGAACACAAUGAUCGCGGGGUUCAAGCAAAAGGGAGACAUGGUCAAGGCUCGAAGGCUCUUUGACGCCAUGCCUAAUAAGAAUGUAGUCUCGUGGAAUUCGAUGAUUAGUGGGUACAUCCAAAACAGUGAUUUGGACGAGGCAACGAGGCUAUUCAAAUCAGCACCAGAGCGAGACGUCAUCUCUCUAACCACAAUGAUAAGCGGGUACAUGCGAUAUGGGCGAGUCAUGGAGGCCCAAUCCAUGUUCGAAGAAGCCAUCGAAUCAAACAUAAUCACUUGGAAUGCUAUGAUGGCUGGCUAUAUAUACAAUAACAUUGCCGAAGAAGCCUUGAAACUCUUCAGUAAAAUGGUAUUUCAAGGCCUUAGCCCAAACCAAUCUAGUUUCAGUAGUGGCUUAGCAGGUUGUGGAGCUUUGGCCAACUUAAAAUUGGGGAAACAAAUUCAUCAGUUGAUAAUUAAGCUUCCAUGGUCUUUUGACACCACAGUCUGUACCUCAUUGCUAAGCAUGUAUAGCAAAUGUGGCAGUUUGGACGAAGCAAAUCAGGUUUUUGAUCAAACACCGAAAAGAGAUAUUGUUUCAUGGAACGCGAUGAUCUCGGGCUAUGCCUUGCAUGGACAUGGAAAAAAGGCACUCGAAUUGUUCGAAGAGAUGGGCAGAGAAGGAUUGAAACCAGAUGAUAUAAGCUUUAUUGGUGUGCUCUCGGCUUGUAACCAUGCUGGGCUCACGGAGAGGGGAAUUGAGCUCUUCGAGGCCAUGUCGAGCGUCCAUGGAAUCGAACCCAGGCCCGAUCAUUACACGUGCUUAGUGGACCUCCUAGGAAGAGCCGGGCUCUUGACAAAGGCACUGGACUUGAUUAACUACAUGCCUUACGAGCCUCACCCGGCUAUAUGGGGGACCCUCUUAGGUGCCUGUAGAGUCCACAAGAACACCGAGCUCGCGAAAUUUGCAUCUCAAAAGCUUGUUGAGGUGGACCCCACAAGCUCAGCGGCCUACGUGCAAUUGGCCAACGUGUAUGCGACUUUCGGCCAAUGGGACCAGGUCUCGAGAGUCCGACAGGAGAUGAAGGACAAUUUGGUAAUCAAGAGCCCUGGCUAUAGUUGGAUAGAGGUCAAGAGCAAAGUGCAUGAGUUUAGGUCAGGGGACAGAUUGCACCCACAACUGGGUUUGAUCCAUGAGAAGUUAGAGGAGUUGGAGAAAGAAAUGAGGAUGAAGGGAUAUGUUCCUGACCUUAGUUUUGCUUUGCAUGAUGUGGGUGAAGACCAAAAGGAGGUGAUAUUGAGCCACCAUAGUGAGAGAUUGGCUAUAGCUUUUGGAUUGAUAAGUACCCCUGAGGGGGAAACGAUAAGGGUUUUUAAGAACCUUAGGGUUUGUGGUGAUUGCCACAAUGCCACCAAAUAUAUGUCUGAGGUUAGUGGUAGGGAGAUAAUUGUGAGGGACACUAUUAGGUUCCACCAUUUUGCAAAGGGGAGAUGCUCUUGUGGAGAUUACUGGUGAAUUAGAAAGCACCAAAAAAAUUGGUUUAGAAAGUGAUUGCUAUUGCAAGUUUCAUGUGUUUCUUUUGAGCAGUACUCUCUCUUUCUCUGCGUUCUCUCUUUUGCA
Messenger RNA from Amborella trichopoda, 2151 nucleotides. Its product is annotated as pentatricopeptide repeat-containing protein At4g16835, mitochondrial. Gene Ontology annotation, molecular function: RNA binding; zinc ion binding; protein binding. Gene Ontology annotation, biological process: RNA modification. The record is from RefSeq and is a predicted model, not a curated record. Lineage: Eukaryota; Viridiplantae; Streptophyta; Magnoliopsida; Amborellales; Amborellaceae.